Passer domesticus (house sparrow) is the source of this 1200-nucleotide messenger RNA. RefSeq names its product small nuclear ribonucleoprotein 13 (gene SNU13). The transcript has 3 exons. NCBI's taxonomy places the organism in Eukaryota, Metazoa, Chordata, Aves, Passeriformes, Passeridae. Bases 132 to 518 code for a protein of 128 amino acids. Gene Ontology annotation, molecular function: RNA binding. Gene Ontology annotation, cellular component: cytosolic large ribosomal subunit; U4/U6 x U5 tri-snRNP complex; precatalytic spliceosome. The record is from RefSeq and is a predicted model, not a curated record. Gene Ontology annotation, biological process: mRNA splicing, via spliceosome; maturation of SSU-rRNA; maturation of LSU-rRNA.
CGCCCGCCGUGCGGGCAGCGGCUCCGCCCCGGGGCCGCCCCGGUGCCGCCUCCCUUCCGGCGGCCGCAGCAGCGCUCCCGCCUCUUCCCUCACAGCGCGCUCGGGCCCACAGCAGCCACCGCGCCGCGGCCAUGAGUGAGGCAGAAGUGAAUCCCAAAGCUUACCCGCUGGCUGAUGCACAGCUCACCAAAACGCUGCUGGAUCUCGUGCAGCAGUCCUGCAACUAUAAGCAGCUACGCAAGGGAGCCAAUGAAGCCACCAAAACACUGAACAGAGGCAUAGCAGAGUUCAUUGUGAUGGCAGCAGAUGCAGAGCCCUUGGAGAUCAUCCUGCACCUCCCCCUUCUCUGCGAGGACAAGAACGUGCCCUACGUGUUUGUGCGCUCCAAGCAGGCCCUGGGCCGGGCGUGCGGCGUUUCCCGGCCCGUCAUCGCCUGCUCCAUCACCAUCAAGGAGGGAUCACAGCUAAAGCCUCAGAUCCAGUCUGUACAGCAAGCCAUAGAGAGACUGUUGGUCUAAGUGCCCAUGAGCGUGUGUGUGUGAAAUAGAAAAGUGCAAAUUAGGGGAAGUUAAUGUUUCGCUUCAGUUGAGAUUAUAGUUUUGAUGUCAAUGUUUCAUUUCAAAAUGCCAUAUUUUUGUUUAAUAAUGGCUUAAUUCUUAGUGUUUCCACCUUCUAUUCCCCCACUUUUCUAUUAUUCCACUUCAACAUUUUCAUUCUCAUUGUAUUACUUCUUGAAAAGUGACUGUACAACUGUGUUUCCUGUUUUAUGUUUAAAAGAAGGACAGACAAAAAAAGUCCCCCCCUUGUCUUCCUGUCUGCCUGCUCAGGGCUUUUUUAACCCACCCAUCAGCUUUCUCUGUGGUGCAGUAUUUCUGCUAAGCUUGAGCCUCCAGCAGGUGUGAGUUACUCUGUGCUUCUGAACGGUUUAGGCUGAGGAAAAGGUUCCCUAUGUUCAGGCUGCUGGAGUCUGUAAGUGAUGGAGCAGCACAGGCAGGUAUAAGGCAGGCAGCAGCUACUGUGUAGCAGCAGAUGGAGCCAAGAUCAGCACGGCCCUUACUCUUGAAACCAGACAGACUUCUGUAAGAGAUGCACAGCAAGCAGAAAUCUUAUGGCAGUACACAAGGGGACUUCUCUUAACUUGAUUAUUUUUAAAUACUGACUUUUUAAGUAAAAAUAAAAAUGCUGUAAGGCUGAAUAGAA